Ruditapes philippinarum (Manila clam) is the source of this 3212-nucleotide messenger RNA. RefSeq lists its product as uncharacterized. NCBI's taxonomy places the organism in Eukaryota, Metazoa, Mollusca, Bivalvia, Venerida, Veneridae. The coding region runs from base 278 to 2929 and encodes 883 amino acids. The transcript has 3 exons. The record is from RefSeq and is a predicted model, not a curated record.
UUUAACAUUUAACUAUUUUGUGACAUCGUUAAGUAAAAAGUCGUUCUUACAAGAGAAUAGAUUUAAAAGAAACGACAAUGUUCAAUGAACAUCGCGAAAAUAUGUUACAUAGGCGUUAUUGUGCCGUUAAAUUAUUGUUUCUAAAUAAAUUUUCCAAUUGUCACGCUGUUAUGGAAUGUGUUCAAUAUGAUUUUUAUUUCCACUGAUAAUAACACCAAGUUAACAAUUCAAUUUUAAUGAAAGGUGGAAAUGGAAUAUUGGUAAUCCAGAUGGUGAGAUGGUUGAACCGGGGGCUACUGAAAGUAUAGAAAUAUCAGACGACAUUGAUCAGCCAAAAGACUGUAAAGAAGAAACAGGAAUGCUGUUAGGAAGAACUUCAGACAGUUAUGAUAAAUGUGAUGAAUUUGAUGAUUUUGUUGAUGGAGAUGUAAGUACUAAGGUUGGUAUGGAUACAGAUCAUACAGAUUGUGAAAUAACUGGUAUAAUUGUGAAGACAGACGAAGGUACUGAGCAGAGUAUUUCUGCAGAUGUUAUAGCACAGAUCGACUUUGAAAUUGCCAAGUCCUUAAAGGAAGCGUUUUCAAAAAUUGGUGAUUUUGGAUUAAAUAAUAAAUCUAAAGUUGGGAGCAACAGUUUCUUCCUUGAUAAUAAACUGCCACAGCAUAGAAAUGAAAAGCUAUGGCAAAGGACCAGUGAUGAGGUUAAAGGGUCUGACUUAACCUUAUCUCAAAUGACUAAUAUACGUAAAAAGACUACAAGUGAUUUAAAGGAACUGAAUGGGUGUUUUCAAGAUGAUCAAAUUUCUUCAUCAGUCAAGGACAGUUUUCUUCAAAGGAGCACCAAAUGUGGGAAUGAUGCUCUAGAGUCUAUAUCAUCUGAAGAUGGUCAUGCAGUUGACAAUCAUUCUGUUGAUGUAGACCUACCUGAUAUUGUUAAAGAAGAUUGUUCAACUGACAGAGGCGAUAAACUGGAAGAUGAUGUUGUCUGGAUUUGUUUCAUCUGUGCAAAAGAGUUUGCUGAUCAAUCAAAGUUGAUGUUACACCAAGAAAUAUGUGAGACGGAUCGAAAAAGUUUAACAAAGGAGGACUUGCUCAAACCAUCUCUACCUCCACAAGGUAGUCAUCUGACCAUCCCAUCAACACUUUCAGAAACAAAAUGUAAUUGUCCACCACCUGUUCCUACGUUGUUGAGAAAAGUUGGUUCUAGUUUAAAGUCUUUACCUUUAGGAAUACCUACAAAACGAAAAGAGAGGCAAUCUCGAAAAUUAGCAGACAUAUAUAUUCCACCAUCCAGAAAUGUGUACUUUGAAUCUCUCGGCUUAUAUCCUACACCAAGUGUUGAGGCAAUAUGGAAGUCUCCAAGGAAGAGUGUUAGUGAUGAUGACUGUCAGAUAAUCGAUCUUACAAUGGAGGAUGCUCCCCAAGCUGUACCAUUGACACCACGUACCCGUUCAAUGUUGUCACAGUUAAGCAGAGAUGAUAGUAAUACUCGUAAACGUCAACUUAGUUUUUCAGAAAGUACACAUCUGUCUAGGGUAAAAGAAGAGCCAUCAGUUGAGAAGGAGCUGUCUGAGGAUUCUGAAUGUAGUAUUGAAGAAAGUAUACAAAGGCACAAAGUCCCAUCAAAGUCAGCUAUUCUUGGAAUACCUCUGACAUCUCCUCUUGGACAACGAUUGAAGAAACACUGGAAAUAUGAAAACAAGGUACCCAUUGUCAGUGAUAUUGAAAAGUUUUGUAAAACUGAUGAUGAAAACAUUUUUCAUUUGAACAAAGUUGAAAGAAAAAAUCGAAUGGUAGAAAAAUUAAGAAAUAGACCUCCCGCUCAAUGUACAUUCCGAUUCACAAAGAAAUAUAUCAACAAGUGGUUUCAUUUGUACAAGUUUAAUAAGGAUGAUAGACGGGAAUUUGCUAAAAGAUUAAAAUUUGGCCUUGAUAGAGAUAGUAGAUUAAAGCUGAAAAAAAUGAAACCAUGUAAGGUGGUUGUUGCAAGAGUCAGUAAGAAGGAUGUAAAGUACUGGACAACUCCACGUUUGAAAGCCUUGCCUAAAAGAGCUUUUCCACAAUUCAGCAUGGCAAAUGACUUUAAUAGACAGUUCAGAUUCAACCAGGUACAGUAUGCAGCCUCUAACAAUAUUAUAAGACCAGUGCAGGCACCAAUGUACAACCAGUUCAUACAACCUGUAUCAGUUGUAAGACCAACACCACAAUUACUUGUCCGCACAGUACCAAUGGGUGGUCAAGGAAUGCGUCUGCAGGUUUUACCAAUUCAACAGACACAGCAGACCCAGCCUCUAUUUCCACCUGCAAGGAGUGGUCUUGUACCAGUGGCUUCCCAAGCGACAUCUAGGAGUCAGAAACGUAAACAGGUGUUUAAUAAUGUAAGGGAAGAUGAUGGAAUGGUGAUAUGUUUGUCGUCUGAUGAUGAAGAUGAUAUAGUCAUCAAACCAGUACUAAAACCACAGUGUAUAUUACCCAGUAUUGAUACAGAAGAAAUCAGGGACCAUAGUAAGAGGAAGAUAGGUCCAGCAAGUUUCAUGCGUCGGCAGUCUAGAGACAGUACGUCUGCUUCAAUAACUGACAAACCUAGUGCUCACUUUAACUUCAUUCAUUCCAUGCCAGUGAAUACAGGACAGCUUAUACAGUACCCAAACACCGCCUCUGCUAGAGUGUUUGGACUAACUAAUGCACAUAAUGCAACAGUUCCUCAAAAACCUGUGUCUAAUUGCAAUAUGUCUCAGUUGAAUGUGAAUGAUAAUAAAGUAUCAGUGGUUACCCAUACUUCACAAAAUGAACAUCCACUAAAAGAAUCUAGCCAGACUGUGCAAUUAAAUACUGAUAUAAAUUUGGCUCAUAAUGAGUCUGUGCAAGGUGUAACUGAUUAUAUGGAUUAUGAAGUGAUAUGUAUUGAUUCAGAUGAAGAUGGUGAUUAAUAAAUUUUUCAGUGAGAAUGAAAGUUCUCAAGUUUAUCUUUGUCAAACAAAGAAAAAGUCAUUCAAAUUGUUGUACAUAAGUAUCAGAUACCAGUAUACCAGAUGUACCUAUAUUUGUUCAUUGAAAAAUUGUGUAUGUAAAUUAAAGCUAUAUGAUAUUUUGAAUAAAUAUGAACAUUUGAGCAGUCUUUCAUCAGGAUUUAUAUUGACAGAUUCUUAAUUCACAUAUAAAUGGAAAAUUAUUUAUACAUUGUAUUAAUAAAAUAAUAACUAAAAAAGCUAA